Messenger RNA from Haemonchus placei, 1233 nucleotides. Lineage: Eukaryota; Metazoa; Nematoda; Chromadorea; Rhabditida; Trichostrongylidae. The record is from the annotation of a GenBank genome assembly.
AUGGCGUCGCUAUUUCAAAUGGAGCGAGUGCUUUACCAAUGUGGAUGCGAUGACUGGUGGCCCCUUUGUAACCUCUAUUUUUGCCGCCACUGCUCCAUACUUCGGUGCAUAUCAUGCAGUCUCAAUGAAAUUGAUUCAACCUUCUGCCCAAACUGUUUAGAAAACAUUCCAGCGGGUGAAGCUCGAGUGAAAAAGAAUCGAUGCAUCAACUGCAAUCAAUGCCCAGUAUGCUCUAUGGUCUUAACAACAAGAGCAGUUGGUGAAUCAUGUCAUCUUAUGUGUUCAACUUGUCGAUGGUCAACAAGGGACUCUGGCACCCCUGACCAGCCAUCCAGCAUAAAUUGGCCUGUGCACGAAAGUACGUUGGACAAAGAACUUGGCGAAGUUCUGGAGCGAAUGCGUGUGCUGGCAGCGGCAGAGAAGGCUCAGCGAGAUCAAGUUAAAUUGAAUAAAAGGCGAUCUCACAAUGUUGGUAACCUUCUAACAGAUCGUUAUGGCCUGCAAGCUAUUUAUCAGAAACGCAAGAAAACGUUUGAGAAACCUUCACCACAACUGCCUUUACAUGCGUCUUCUGAGGAGGUUCCAGAGCUAGAUAUGUCUGCAUACCUUGAUGACUCAAUCGAAACAACAGAGCCCUCUUUAGAAUCUCGUCUUCGUCAACCACUUGCUGCUGGUCGUCCACUUCGUCCUGUCAGAAUGCCGCUGAAGGCUAGGAAAGCAAUUCGGUGCAAACAGUGCGAUCAUAACCUGGUCAAGCUGGAAUAUGGGACUUCAACUAUACGAUAUAAGAUCCAGUAUUUUGCUCGCAAUUUCGUACCGGAGAUUCGCCUUUCACGAGAACCUGAGCUAAGUGAAGGACAACCUGGCUCCGUUCUUCUUACUGUGGCCAACGAAAGCAAUUCAAAGUCCGAGGUUAUCAUUAUGGCGGAUAAUGAUGAUGGGACAGUUGAAUGCCUAACACCGGUGGUGGAACUUUGCCUCCCGUCUUCUGAUGACACCGCGGACAUUUAUGAUAUGGAAAGUGACCGGCGUAGUACAUGCGAUGGGCUUGGAACAGUAGUUUUUCGAAGAAGACAUCGCGCAGGUGUUCGGUUAGAGGUUAAUUGUGGAGAAGCCUGUUCCAAAAAAGUUCUUAGUCUCUUGGUGAAGUACAGGAACGAACAGUGCUCCAUGCAAAUGAAUGUGGAACCCGAGUGGAGGUUGACGCGUGUGCAGAUUUCUUUAGCAUCGUAA